AGUCAGACUCUUGAGCAUAGAGUCGAAGCAGGUGGUCAAAAGAGUCAGUGUAGAUAUGCUCUGCAAGUGAGCGGAGUGUGUCGAUUGGAUAAAGAGUGUGAGCAGCCUUUAAAAUAGAUUAGAUGCUCAAUUUUCAGCAGUGCGAGUCUGUAGAUGGACCUUUUGAGCUUCGCUUCUUUGGCUCAUCCAGAAUGCUGAGAGGAGGAUGAAUCCCCCAGGUCAUCUGAGACAUCCACGUGUCUUUGCUGCUGUCCCUCCCCGACAGCCCUCUUGUCCCACUGGGGCGCCAUCUGCCUCCCCACGCUCCCCCCCUUGCCCGGCUCCCUCCCCCCUCCCCUGCCCACAGUAGUGGCCAUCCCAGAGGGGAGGAAAGGCGAGCCAGCCCCUGUAAAUAUGCCUGGAUGGAGGUCUCAGUGGCGUCUCGUCCUGCUGAACUCCCUGACCUGUGGCCUGGAGAUCUGCGUGGCAGCUGGGAUCACAUACGUUCCCCCGCUGCUGCUGGAGGCCGGAGUGGAGGAGCGCUACAUGACCAUGGUGCUAGGUAUCGGUCCAGUGCUUGGCCUCAUAUUCAUCCCUCUGAUUGGCUCUGCCAGUGACCACUGCAACAGCAGUUAUGGCAGACGACGGCCUUUCAUCUGGUUGCUGUCUUUAGGAGUCCUUCUGGCACUUUUCAUCAUCCCCCACGCUGACGUACUGGCUGCACGCCUGGCCUGGGGUGGGCGCACCUUCCAGGUGGGCUUCCUUAUCCUUGGGGUGGGGCUCCUUGACUUUUGUGGACAAGUGUGCUUCACACCGCUGGAGGCGCUUUUGUCGGACCUGUACCGGGACGAGGAGGAAUGCGGCCAAGCUUUCGCCAUGUUUUCUUUCAUGGUCAGCUUGGGAGGAUGCGUGGGCUAUUUGUUACCAGCGCUGGACUGGAGUAGUGGCCUGCUCUCUGUUUACCUAGGAGGCCAGGCCGAGUGCCUCUUCUCCCUUCUCACCCUCAUCUUCAUCUCCAGCCUGCUCAUCACCAUGAAGGUGUCCGAGGAGCCCUCGUGUGCCAGCAGUGGCUUGGCGGGGUCUGGAUCUUUACUGGAGUCGGGAGCCGGCACGAUAGAAGCCGGCCGGUGCGGCGUGCCGCGCUCAUGCUGCUACCUGCUGAAGUGCAAGCUGAGGUUGCUGAAGUCUGGACCGUUGUUGUGCCUGCUGAGAACAUGCUGGUCCAUGACGCCGGCCAUCUACAGGAGCUACUGCCACGUCCCGCGGGUGAUGAGACAGCUGUGCGUGGCUCAGCUCUGCAGCUGGAUAGCGGUCAUGUCUUUUAUGCUUUUCUACACAGACUUUGUGGGAGAGGGCCUGUACGAGGGCGUGCCCAGUGCAUUACCAGGAAGUGUGUCCAAGCAAAGAUACGAUGAAGGUAUCCGUAUGGGCAGCCUGGGCCUCUUCCUGCAGUGUGCUACCUCAACCUUCUUCUCCCUGGUCAUGAGUCGUUUGGUUCGCCAUUUUGGCUCACGGUGGGUCUACAUGAGCAGCAUGGUGAGCUUCACAGUCUCUGCUUUGGUUAUCUGCCUGUCCAAAAGUGUGGUCUUGGUCACUGUAAUGGCGUCCCUUACUGGCUACGCGUACGCCACACUGCAGACUCUGCCCUACACACUCACCUGCCACUACCACAAGGAGAAAGAGGUCUAUAUGCCAAAAAGGAAAACCCAAAGUGUGCAUAAAAAUGGUAUUACAACCAAGCGGGACUCUGCGUAUUUGACUCCUGCAGAAGAGGAGGGCAGAUUGAACCACAAAACGGGGACUCCCAACGGUCACGUCUUCUUCAGCCAGGACAGUUACGAGUACUACCCCAGUCCACACAGCCAGAAUGGCUCAUCUCACAGUUCCGCCGGCGCCGAACAGGAGGAGGUGGAUUCGGGGUUUGAGAAACGUGGCGUGGGUUUGGACUUUGCUAUCUUAGACAGCACCUUCCUCCUCUCUCAGGUUUUCCCCACCCUCUUCAUGGGCAUGAUCGUUCAGUUCGCGCAGUCCGUCACCGCCUAUAUGGCCUGCUCGGUCAUCUUCGGCGCCGUCGCCAUCUAUCUGGCCAGUCAAAUCAUCUUUGAACAAAAGGACCUCAAAAGCUGAGACUUGGAUGCAAAAAGAUGUGGAAUCACAAAUAAUCAAUCAUUCAGGUUCCACGGGCGGAACUCAAAAAUGCACUACUGUUCCCAGAAUGCCUUGCUCUAGUACCGUGUGUUUGCUUUUAUCAAAGCAUUGCAUUGGGGAAGUGUGUGUCAGGUUAUGAGAGAAAGUGGUUAACAAAAGAAAAUGUUCCAUGAGACGUGAUAUCUGCCAAUGAUGUGCAGUUUCUGUGUCGUUACCUGAAGAGUCAACACCAACUGUGUGCUCAUGUCAGGCGUGGUACUCUCUCUACUGAAUGCAAUUGAAUUCUAUAGAAAUCUCUCUUUUUGUUGUGACAUCUUUCCUGCCCUUCAUCUUUUUCCUCAGGUACCACAAACAGAUUUACUGUAGAACUCAUCCACCUCAGAUACACACCUUCUAACAUUUUAAUGUUUUUUUAAAUGGUCUUAUCCACAAUUUUUAAAAGUACAGUCUGUUUUGUACUCAAAACAUGUUUUAAGGUAGGGUCGGUAGUGCUGUUCAAAUACAGUUUUUUGUUAUAUUUGUUGACAUUCUCAUUACAUCCCGACAGCAAUCAAUAAAUUAAAUGCUCUUACUAAAAAAAUCAUUUUUUAAUUUGACAUCUGCAGCUGUCGCAGGUCUGUAAUAAUCCUGUCCAAUCAUUUCAUUCAGCGCGAAUGACAUUAUUUGAUGCCUACCUGUCUACCUACCAGCCUGCCUGCGCACACUCACUCCGUGCACUCAUUGAGCCUUUCUCAAACCACCCCAUACACUCUCUCCCCAACUACUUCCACUCCGUGGAAGUGGGUUAUAUAACCCUCCAACAGCAAGCCUGCAUCGAUGCAGACUUACUGGCCACGUGCAACGGCGUUUCGUGUUUGUCGUGGAACUCGCUCCGUACAAAUGUAAGCUCCAUGCAACUACCCGUACAAAUGUAAACUGCUCAAACUAAAGUGAAUUUAACAACUUAAGAUUGCAUUGUAUUUAGGAUAAAAUCUUCCCUUGUCUAGUCUAGAAAACGGUAGAUGUGUUCAUUUGAUUAUAAAGUGAAAACCAAGCAGCUCAUAAACAUCAGAGUUAAAAAUGAGAAAAUGUUUACAAAAAAAAGAAACGAAAUACCACCACAGAAGUACGGGAGUACGUUUUAUUUUUAGUUUCUCUGUAUGUUGCAUAAGCAUUUUAUUUUUAAUACUGUGAACCUUUGCACAUCCCUUCCGCUCGAUACGAAACCAUGGUUACGAAACGUUACGACAAUUGCCGUCGGAGAGAGGGAAGUUUUUCCCAAAGCUUGCCGCUGUAUUUAUACCCUACACCUUGAAGAAGGGUGCUUCAUUCAGUGCGACUACAAAUGGAGUUCACUCUGUCACAGAGUGGGGAGUGUCCGGUUUGAGAAAGGCCCAUUGUGAGUCUUCCAUAAGCUACAAGCUUGACCGCGUUCAUUACUAACACUAGCCUUGUUCUUCGUUUACAUUCAUAAUGAUGAUUUUGGGGGAGUGGCUUUGGAGGGAGGCCUGAAGGCCUGUCAGUGAUGCCAGCUUUGCGACUUUCUCACUAGAUUUUGGGACUUUUGGAGCUAGUGGUGCGAGCUACUUUCAUUGGAAAAGAGUUGGCAACACUGGGCUGGGUUUUAUGGUUGGAUUUAUUUUUUCUAAAUCUAGUGUACUAUUGCUAAUUUCUCAGCAUAACCGACCCUACCUUUAAACACAGUGUUAGCUUGUAGAGACUCAUCUGCAGCAUCACUAAGCCAGUCUGGAGACUAGUCGUCAUCUUAUUGAGACGGGCCUGUCUUUCUUCACAACGACAGAAUGGAUAGAUUAAUGCGGUGUUUUACCUGUAGAAGUGGGACCAUUGGACUUAAACACACUUAAGGGGGUACUCCAGUGAUUAAGUAUUUGCCUACAUUUCCAAUGAUACAACUCUAUAUCAUCUCAUGAUUAGACCUUCCCUACCUGUUACAUGCCAUCAUCUUUUAAACUCCACGCCCUCAGUUUGUAAUGCAGUUUUUAUUUGAACUAUUUUAGGCUAAUGCGUAGUUCACACUACACGACUUUAGCCCUGAUUUUCCGCUCCCUGACAAAGGCCCCAGAUCAGAGGCCAGUCUUCGUUGGCUCGCCGCUCAGAGAUUGGCGCUCGAGCGUCAUGUGUGAGCUGCUCAAAGACGCAAGCCGAGAGGUUCGCCCAUAACUCACAAACACAUUCCAGAUAUCUAACAUGCUAAAUAUCUGGACCCUGUCGGGGACUCCGGCCACGAGCUACAGCCAAUGAGAGCGCAGGCAUGGGUUGAGGGGACAACUGGGAGGAGGGGUCGCCUGUAACAAGAGGAACUUACUGUAUGUAUUGCAUUUGCAACACGGAGCAAAGUUGUUGUUGCACCUAGAGGAAUAAAUAGUAAAAAAAAAAUUGGAAACGGGCUAUUUUGUAAACACGUGCCAACAACAGCAUCAGCAAUGCGUCUCGCGUACUGUAUCACGUCAUUUACCGUGUAUUUCUCGUGUGUGUUUUCGUGACAAACCGUAGUUUGGAGACCUCAUCGGGUAGUGUGCGACCUUCUGUCGCCGGACAGUCAUGAAGUGUGAAAACCACAACGACUUCAAUACUCCCAAUUACAAGACAGCAAGUUGUGUAGUGUGAACGUUACUGCGAUCUGACGACUUUGAAAGUCUUUAAGUGUGAACUUGGCUUAAUUCGAGAUAACCCUGAUGACGUCACUAUGACACCAUCAGGGUUAUUUUCUCAGACUUCACAAAGCUCCUCCAGAGCCACAGAGGAAAUUAUACAACAGGCUUCUCUCCAUGACAAGUAAACUGACCUUGAUUGUGGACCCCUUUAUAAAUUCAGCUGUACUCUGAUGUCGCGCCCCAUCAUAUUGCGUUUCCCCCAUCUAGUGUCAUCUAUUCAUAAAUGAACAGUUUUACUGUAAAUAUUUUGUAUACAAAUUGACUGUAUAUCCCUAUGGGACCUUUGUUAUGCAACCUGUUGAGGUGAGGUUAUAGACUGUGGUGGUUUUAAGAAUGAAGCUGUUUACUAAAACUGGAAAUAUUGCAUCUAAUCUAGUCUGCUCAUCCUGUCCAACUCCGCUUCUGAUCAGGACAGUCGUCUCAGGUUAGUACAUCGUUUUAGUGUCCCAUCCUGUCCUUCCUUAUACCACUGAUAAAACACUUUGCCUGCUGCCUAAAACUUCAUGUUUCACUGUGUUCUCAAAUGACAAUCUAGGACAUCCAGAUGGGCUUGUUACAUAACGCUGUAUGUAAACAUGUUUGAUGGAAGCUCACUUCAUAGCACCCAUUCCUGAAAGACCAAAAAGAAAAAGUCAUGCAGUAAAUGGAAAUAUUUGGUUACUGAAAACGAUGUGAGAGUAGGCGCUGUAUAUUGAUGCUGAGUUGAGGUGUGUGUGUGUGUGUGUGUGUUUGUGUGUGUAUACAUAACAUGGAGGACAGACAGUGAGAAAGUAUGAGUAAUAUUUAAGUGUGAGGCUAAUGAGAAGUGAUAUGACUCGAGUGUGUGCAGUUUUUUCACACCAGUUAUAAUAAACUUUAGCCCGGCCCUUAUGAUGCUCUAUGUUACAAUGUAUUGUGGCCUUCAGUUGAGCUUUUAAAAUCGUCCGGUUGGUUGUUUUCGCAGCCGGUUAAGUGAGUUAAUUUGAGCAUUUUAUAUCCAGGUUGUCUCAUCCUACACGAGAGGUGAUGAAUUAGGUUCAGCAGAUACAAAUAGUCCUGAAGGAUCUUAUUGCCUGAGGUGUCGCUCAGCAUGAGAGAAGUAAAAAACGACGGAGGAGUUGUUUGUCACUCAAGCAACUCCUCGUCACCCCAAAAUCCACAUGAAAAUGUUGUCUAGCAGUAGCUGGAGUGUCAGGAAAUAAAAAGGUUGUUUUACAAGUGCCUGUACAUUUUUCAAACAUUUUUUUGUACAUAUGUAUUUAUUUAUUAUGCUUUUAUUACAAAAUAGCACGUUUUAAACUAUUGGCAUCCUUCAUGGGUGCAAAGGUGAAGGCUGUUUCUGUGAAAAGGAUAAAUUAUUUGUAUAGAUGUGGUAUAAAAGCAUCAUCAAACUAUAAUUUAUUUCAUCAUUACCCACUUUAUCCUGUCGCAUUGAGAAUACCACAGAGCAUAUUGCAGAUUAGAAAGUUAUCAGAAGUUCCCCCCUGUGGUCAUAUCAGCUGAAAACUUUAUUCCUCUCACACAACUGAGAUGCUUUGUGUGUUUUUUUCUGAUGAAAAUAAGAAUCCAUCAUUUUGCUUUAUAUAACCACUUGUUUCUUCUUAUCUGAGAUAUGUGUUAUUGUUAAACUCGACACAUAAACACCACAGAUUUCUUUAACUUGGAUGGGUGGAGUUGUUUUCAGUCCUUGUUGCUCUCAACCAAAUGUCCUGUUUAAUUUCAGACAUAAAAAGUGCCAAUGGUCCGACUGUGUUAAGGCCAGAAGUCAUUGCGUUUUGAUGUGAUUGAUCAGGUGUUUUUAAAUCGCAGUUUUUGUCACAAGAGUUCAGUCACCUGUGUUAUCAUAAAUGCAUUUAGCCAUAACAAAAAAGUUGUAUUUCAUUUCCAUUAUACAUCCAUCAGAUUGUGUAUAAAUAUGCAGUUACCAAGUAGAUUUUAUACAAAAUAAAAGAACUGCAUUGUUAAUGA
Messenger RNA from Sebastes umbrosus (honeycomb rockfish), 6728 nucleotides. RefSeq names its product solute carrier family 45 member 3. The record is from RefSeq and is a predicted model, not a curated record. Bases 394 to 2106 code for a protein of 570 amino acids. Gene Ontology annotation, molecular function: sucrose:proton symporter activity. NCBI's taxonomy places the organism in Eukaryota, Metazoa, Chordata, Actinopteri, Perciformes, Sebastidae. The transcript has 6 exons. Gene Ontology annotation, cellular component: membrane.